This is a messenger RNA of Chanos chanos (milkfish), 3954 nucleotides long. It is a transcript of the gene mybpc1, whose product is annotated as myosin binding protein C1. The transcript has 35 exons. Gene Ontology annotation, molecular function: protein binding. The record is from RefSeq and is a predicted model, not a curated record. NCBI's taxonomy places the organism in Eukaryota, Metazoa, Chordata, Actinopteri, Gonorynchiformes, Chanidae. The coding region runs from base 1 to 3954 and encodes 1317 amino acids.
AUGCCUGAGCCCACAAAGAAAGAUGAUGGACAACCAGAAGAGAAUCUUGCUCCUGACGGUGGUGACGCUCCACCCCCACCAGAGAUCACUGUCCAGGAAUCAACACGAGAGGCUGAGACGGAGGGGAAGGUCCCCAUAAAGCCUGAGGGGACGGACAUGGUCACAGUGCAAGAGCCAAUAGCAGCUGAGGUGGCAGAGCCACAACCAAUAGUGACCGAGGUAGCAGAACCCCAGCCAGUAGUGACCGAGGUAGCAGAACCCCAGCCAAUAAUCACCGAGGUAACAGAGACCCAGCCAAUAGUGACCGAGGUAACAGAGACCCAGCCAAUAGUGACCGAGCCUGUAGAGAAUGGGCAAAAGGAACCAAUACCUCCACAGCCAGUGGAGGUCUGUGAGGUAAAGGAUGUGGCCCCCAGCACACCUGGUCCCUCUGAUAAAGAUGAUGAUGUCACCAACAGCACCCCAUCACCUCCACCUCCAUCAGAGGACCGCAGUACACCCAAGAAACUGUCUAUUGACCUGCCUAAUGAUAGCGUUCCUGAGUCAGCCAUGGGAAGGAAAGACUCAGUGUGGUCCCUGGGGGAGGGGCAGCCUCCUGAAGACAUUGAGAAGCAGAUUGAAAAUCCUCCUCUGUCCACCUUGCUCAUUGAGAAGCCUCAGAGUGGUUCUAUCACAGUAGGUGGAGACAUCACAUUCAUUGCUAAAGUGGAGGCCAAAGAUCUGCUGCGUAAACCAACCAUUAAGUGGUUCAAAGGGAAGUGGAUGGACCUGGCUAGUAAGACUGGCAAGCACUUGCAACUAAAAGAGAGCUUUGACCGUUUCACAAAGAUCCACACGUUUGAGAUGCACAUCAUCAAAGCAAAAGAGAAUUAUGCUGGAAAUUACCGAUGUGAGGUGACAUACAAGGACAAGUUUGACAGUUGCUCUUUUGAUCUGGAAGUUAAAGAGGUUCCAGAGGCCACUCAGAAUAUUGACAUUCGCUCAGCUUUCAAAAGAAGCAGUGAAGGCCAAGAGGAUGCAGGAGAGCUUGACUUUAGUGGGCUUCUAAAGCAUAGAAACAGCAGGGAGCCCAAGCAAGAGGAGGUACCUGAGGUGGAUGUGUGGGAGAUCCUGAAGAAUGCCAAACCUGAGGAGUAUGAGAAGAUUGCCUUCAUGUAUGGUAUCACAGACCUUCGAGGUCUACUGAGGAGAUUGAAGAAGACCAAGAAAGAGGAAAAGAAGAGUGAAGCUUUUGCCAAGAAGUUGGACCCUGCAUAUCAGGUGGACAAAGGGGGGAAGAUCCGGUUGGUGGUGGACUUGGCUGAUCCAACAGUAGAACUAAAGUGGUACAAGAAUGGUCAGGAGAUCCGUCCCACUCCAAAUAACAGGAAGUAUAUCUUUGAGCACAAAGGCACACAGCGGAUCCUGGUGAUCAACAACUGCCAAAUCAGUGAUGAUGCGGCCUACUCAGUCACAGCAGGAGAGGAGAAGUCCUCUACUGAGCUUUUUGUGAAAGAGUUACCGAUAAAUAUAGUCAAACACCUGGAGCCAGUGAAGACCACAGUGAACGAGAGGAUUGAACUGGAGUGUGAAGUAUCUGAGGAAGGCGCCAAAGUGAAAUGGAUGAAGAAUGGUGUCGAGGUCCCUACAGGAGUGCGAUCUCGUUACCGUGUGAAGUCUGAGGGCACCAAACACUGGCUGAUCAUAGAGGAUGCAACGAAAGAAGACACUGGCACAUAUUCCCUUAUGGCCACUGGGGGCACCACUCAGGCACAUGUUCAAGUUGACUUGAAGCCUCUAAAGAUUCUGCAGGACCUGCAGGAUGUGACUGUGCUGUUGGGCAAGCCACUGAAGCUCCAUUGUGAGAUCUAUCCAGGGAAUGUUCCAGGACGCUGGUACAGAAAUGGUCAACUCAUCCAGCCAAACGAUCGCAUCAACAUUAUACACAGAGCCAAGGUUCACAGACUGGAGAUUGAAAGCGCUACAAUCCAUGAUGCUGGAGACUACACAUUUGUGCCGGAAGGAUACUCUCAGAGCCUUUGCGCCAAAGUUCAUAUCAUAGAUCCACCAAGAGUGCACCUGGAAGCUCUGAAUGUCCAAGACAACACCAUCACCAUUGUGGCAGGGAACAAGCUCCGUCUGGAAAUUCCCAUAAGUGGAGAACCUGCUCCAAGAGUCAUCUGGAUGAAAGGAGAGAGAGUGAUUUUGGACACCGGCAGCCGGGUUAAGGCAGAAACUUUUACUGACCACACUUGCCUCACCAUAGAUGUUACAGAGAGGGAAGACACUGGCAACUACAAGAUUGUUCUGCAAAAUGAAGCAGGAGAGGACACAGGAUGUGUCAAGGUCAAGGUUGUAGAUAUCCCAGACCCACCCGAAGCACCUAAGGUUCCAAUGGUCGGAGGAGACUGGUGCUCCAUGACAUGGGAUCCCCCACAUUAUGAUGGAGGUUCACCCAUUCUAGGGUACUUCAUUGAAAGGAAGAAGAAACAAAGUUCCAGAUGGAUGAGGCUGAAUUUUGAUCUGUGCAAAGAGAAUUCCUUUGAACCUAAGAAGAUGAUCGAGGGUGUGCCUUAUGAAGUACGAAUCUUUGCUGUGAAUGCCAUCGGCGUAUCAAAGCCUAGUGAGCCUUCCAAACCGUUUGUGCCUUUAGCUGUGACCAGUGAGCCUACCAUGCUGGUGGUGGAUGACGUCACAGACACUACAGUGACAAUGAAGUGGCGUCCUCCAGAUACAAUUGGUGCAGCAGGAUUAGAUGGCUACCAAGUGGAGUACUGCAUUGAAGGAACGGACGAGUGGAUCUUGGCAAAUAAGGAGUUGACAGAGAAGACCAGAUAUACAAUCACUGGUCUGCCUACUGAAGCCAAGCUCUUGGUGCGAGUGAAAGCCAUAAAUGCCGCUGGAGCCAGUCCCCCACGCACCACUCAACACUCCAUCCUGGUCAAAGAGGUGAUCGAGGCACCAAAGAUUCGUGUACCACGGCACCUGAAGCAGACCUACAUGCGCAAAGUCGGAGAAGUCGUUAACCUUGUUGUGCCAUUCCAGGGAAAGCCAAGGCCAAAGGUCACCUGGCUUAAAGAUGGACAGGCCAUUGACCCCACACAGGUCAACAUCCGCAACACUGAAACUGACAGCAUUUUCUUCAUCCGCAAGGCCGAGCGAAAACACUCGGGGAAAUAUGAGAUGACUGUUCAGGUGGAGAACCAUGUGGACACUGCCAUCCUGGACAUCCAGAUUGUGGACCUUCCUGGACCACCAGCAUAUGUUAGAAUAGAGGAGGUUUGGGGGGAGAAUGUUGCCCUGGACUGGGGCCCUCCAAAGGACAAUGGCAAUGCUCCCAUCACAGGCUAUACCAUCCAGAAAGCGGAUAAAAAGACUAUGGAAUGGUACACAUGUAUUGAGCACUACCAUCGCACCUGUAUUACAAUCUCAGAGCUGGUGGUAGGAAACGAGUACUUCUUCCGAAUCUUCUCAGAGAACAUGGUUGGACUGAGUGAAGCAGCCACUGUAACCAAAGAUAGUGCUCUCAUUGUCAAGGAAGGACUAAGUCUCAAGAGCCCUGAAUACAUCGACUAUGACUUCACUGAGGCUCCCAAGUUCACCCAGCCGCUAAUCAACACCUUCGCCAUAGCUGGCUACAACGCCACUCUCAACUGCAGCGUUCGUGCCAACCCCAGGCCUAAGGUCAUAUGGAUGAAGAACAAAAUUGCAAUUGUGGAUGAUCCACGCUACCGUAUGUUUAGUAACCAAGGUGUAUGCACUUUGGAAAUCCGCAAACCCAGCCCUUAUGACGGGGGUGUCUACAGCUGUAAGGCCAUCAAUGAUCUUGGAGAGGCUCAGGUUGACUGCAAACUGGAGGUCAAAGGGGGGUUUACCUUUUAUGAGCUGAUGAAACGAGGAGUUCCCUUACACCUGAUUGACAAGUACAUGAACGAGGCAAAGGGCUCAGAGUCAGACAAGAAGGGCUCGGACUGA